AUGAGCAGGCCGCUGUUCUUGGCGUGUCGGCCAGAGCCCAAGACCGGCACUUUGAACAGUGUUAGAAGUGUUCCCGAGCAGCUUCAGGCGAGCAACGCAGACGGCGCGGGCUUUGCUUGGAGCGGGGGCCGUGCCCUUUCCAAGGUGGGAUGUGAUGUAUGGCAUGGAGUGUCGCAGAUGCGCAAGCCAGAGCGAGGUCGGUUCCUCCGGGAACUUGGGCACGCAACUCGCUCGUUGCACGCAGGGCUAAGGCGGGAAGCCGAGACCGAGAGGAAAGCUGAUGGCCCUUUGGACCGUGGUGAGGCCGAAGACCAUGAAGAUGUCAAGGCCACAGCAAGCUUCGAUCAGGGGGGCUCCGCGAAGGGUUCGCGAAUCAAGGCAGUGGAUGAGGCUACCUCAGCAAAGGCCUCUGACCCGGUCGAAGAUGCCAAGCAUGCUGAUCUGGCCGCAGCCCGACGACUACAAACAUUGGCCAUCGAUGAGCUGGAAACGGCACAGAAGGCGGUUGACACCUUGUCCGAGGUGUGGCUACAAGAACUACGAGCCCGCAAUACCAAAGAGGUCGAGAAGGCCAAGCAGGAGCUCGAAGUCGCCAAGCAGGAGCUGGCAGUCGCCAAGCAGGAGGUGGAGAAGGCCAAGGAGGCGGUCAAAGCAAGCAUCCAGGCAGGACGAGUGCAGGUUGACGUGUCCCAAGCUGCUGAGUUUUUCGGCAAGCUGCUCUUCGACGACACAGAGGGCUGGCCGAUGACAGAUGCUGGCUACCAGUCAUCACCAAGCUGCAUCAUUGAUCUCAGUAGAGGCCCAUUCAAUGGUGCGCUGGCUUCACGUUGCAGCAUGGCUGGGAAGCAGGAUAAGAGCAAUCUGUUGGAUCGGGACAGGGAGAUGCAGGAUGUGGUGAAGAAGGUUGUGGCUCGAGCACAGUGUCUGAAAGGGUGCGCCAGCUCCGACAAGGGGUUUUCGCCAGCGCUCCUGGUAGCGCAGGCGCCCGGCUCUGGCAAGAGCCAUUUCUUGGCCGAGUUGGGGGAGAAGAUCCUGCGCCUUCCGGAUUUGAAGGGCCAGGAGCAGAAGCCUAUAGUCUCUGCCUUCACUUACAGUUCUGCAAUGAGCAGCAAGUUGAACCGUGGAACUUUGGCUAGCAACAGCGCCGUGGACUUGGCCCUGCGAGUUCUGUACGGCGCCGCCCAUCACAUGACAAGGGCUGGGUUGCGCUGCACUUCUUGGAUGGCCUUCUUGAAUGCCAUUCAUGCCGAUGCUGCAUCCAACAACAUGUUGGCGUGCCUUGACGACCUCGAUUUUGCCGUAGAGAUCCUGCACCACUGGUACGGUACUCGCCCUCUCGUGAUCCUUGCCGACGAGGUGGGCAGGUCAGACGAGGGCCUCGUGCGAAAUCGACUUUGUGAACUGAUGGAUGCUUGGGCCGGGCAGGUCUACGUGGCGAUGUCGGCGCUCAGCAACUAUCAGCGAGCUGUGGACAUAUUCAGUAAGAGCAAACGGAAAGUAGAGUUUCAAAUCUUGCCUGUGCUAGGAGUUGACACAUUCAAUAAGUUUCGGUCAGUGCUCACAGACUUGGACAAGGGCAGCAGAAGCAACACCAAAAAGGCGAUCUUGUCCUACCGCAUCGGCCUUGCUUGGGGAGCCACUGCGGGCUAUGCCCGGGCUGUCGAGUACCUGACAGCCCUCUUGCGUGACUCAAAUGGCCUGUCAAGUGGUUCUGUCACUGGCUCCAUUGCGAAGAUUGGAGAGAUGGGGACGAACCUCCCGCCCGGAUUCAGGGCCCCAGAGCUGGAGGCAGUACUCCAGUCGUGGGACUCAGUGGACUGCCCCUUCCGGCAGCUGGGUCAAGUCACCAGCAUUAUGUCGCUGCAAGAGGGCAUCUACGAGGGAAGGGUGCUGGUGGAGGCGAGGCAUUUCUCCGAACAACAGCUUCUUUUUAUGCCGACAGUCGCAGCCUGGCAUGCAGCCAUCUGGUUCGAGACUUCGUUCCACCUGGUACAGUCCUUUCCUAGGUCGCACAAGCUUUGGCACAUGAUGGGCAAAGCGUAUCGGACCAAGCGUGAGGCGAUUGAAAGCAGCAACGAGACAAUCAUGAACCAAGCCGCGGCGUACUUUACGGAGGUCACAGGUGCCGUUGGUGUUAUGCUUGCGAUUGUGAAACUGCACGAGAAGCUUCCACAAGCUCUCAAAACAGAUUGUCAAAGCUUCCUGGAUAUAGGCUUUAACGACUCCCUGGCACAGGAUCCCGACCUUGCAACAGCAAACAAGAACGAGGCACGGCAAAACAUCGAACGUUUUCUGCAGAAAGCUCGAGACCUGGGCACUGAUCACUGCGGCAGCGCACCUUUCCUUUUCAUCAUGGCUCCUGCCAACUGCAUGGCCCUUGACUUUGUCAUCUUCCGCCGGGAGAGUGGGAGUUUAGUCGCUGCCGUCCAAGUCAAGUCCAACACUCUGCUCAAAGAAAAGGAUUUUACGGAGCAGGCGAAGAACCUGGGCAAAGCAGCAAAAACUGUGAGGCAAUUCAACAUGGACUUUUUGGCGGUGCUUGGCUCCAAUUUCCCCACAGGCGUCAUCGAUGACCUACACUCGUUGCAGCAAGACGACUUGGUGGCCCUCAUCCCACCCUUCCUGCGCCAUCUCUCAGGUCUUGCUGCUGGAGUACCAGGCCCUGACAGCGCCGAGUGA
Messenger RNA from Symbiodinium sp. CCMP2592, 2679 nucleotides. The record is from the annotation of a GenBank genome assembly. Lineage: Eukaryota; Dinophyceae; Suessiales; Symbiodiniaceae.